This is a messenger RNA of Tilletiaria anomala UBC 951, 2226 nucleotides long. Its product is annotated as glycoside hydrolase family 5 protein. The record is from RefSeq and is a predicted model, not a curated record. The transcript is spliced from 7 exons. Gene Ontology annotation, molecular function: beta-glucosidase activity. Gene Ontology annotation, biological process: glucan catabolic process. Lineage: Eukaryota; Fungi; Basidiomycota; Exobasidiomycetes; Georgefischeriales; Tilletiariaceae. Gene Ontology annotation, cellular component: cell surface; extracellular region. The coding region runs from base 1 to 2226 and encodes 741 amino acids.
AUGAGCUCCAUGGCUGACUUCCCCCAGCUGCUGCCCGAAGCCCCGCCUGAUUCUGCCCAUUUCUUGCCCAGGAUCGCCGUCAGCAUGCUGGCGAGCCUCAUCGCUGUCCUUGCCCUCAGCGGUAGCUCGGCAUGCGCUGCACCGGCUGCAGCCAUAGCGCUUCAACAAGCGCAGCAGCCCGAGUCUCGCGCAGCGACUUGGUACAACCUCGGAUGCUACACGGACAGCACUAGUACCAGGACCCUCAGCAAGAAAAUCCACAGCAGUAGUUCCACCACGGUCGGGUCAUGUCAGACCAAGUGCUCAAACGCAGGGUACACCUAUGCUGGCCUAGAAUACGGAAAGGUGUGCUGGUGCGGCAAUAAGAUUGCCUCGAUGGGUGCACCCGCCUCAAGUGGUUGCACGACCAGCUGCGCAGGGAAUGCAAGUCAGCAGUGCGGCAGCGGUAACCGCAUAAAUCUCUAUAGCACAAUCGCCCCAUCGAUGAGCAACAACACGGCCAAGGCUCGUGGUAGCUUCAAGUACGCCGGCUGCUGGACCGACCCUAUAUCCGCACGUUCUGUCUCCUUUACCAACCCACUUUCCAGCAACACCAUUGAGAAGUGCCUCUCGAGCUGCCAGCAGAAGGGAUACUCUAUUGCUGGUGCCGAAAAUGGCAACGAGUGCUUCUACAGCUUCAAGGUCAUCGAGAAAUUACCUCCGCCAGCCAAGUUUGGCGUGAGGACGAAGGUGCGCGGGGUCAACCUCGGUAACUGGUUCGUCAUUGAGGCAUGGAUGAACCCGGGCAUUGCCGACUUGGGGGGCACAUCUACGCUGCAAUCUCUGCUCAUCGACCACUGGUCCACGUGGAUGACCGACGAUGACCUUGCGCAGAUCGCAGCGUUGGGCCUCAACACGGUCCGCAUCCCCGUGUCGCACUGGUUCUUCAACGUCAGCACCGCCGAGCCGUACCUCGGCUACGGCGCUAUCCCGACUUCGAUCCCGCUCGGGUACCUCAGCCAGGCCAUCCUGUCCGCUAAAAAUCACGGUCUGGACGUUCUGCUCGACUUGCACACUGCCCCCGGGUCCGUCAAUGGAUUCGAUAAUGGCGGUCGACAGGGCGCUAUCGGCUAUGCCGCUGCGCUGAACGCCACGCAGAACAUGACACGCACCAUCUCCGCGCUCAUUACCAUGACACAGCUCGACGUUAAUGACCCGCAGUACGGCGGCAUCGUAAAGGCGAUCGAGCUGAUCAAUGAGCCGAUCACGUACACGUCGGCCCUGUCGCAGUCGUACAUUGCCAACUUCUACAAGCAAGCCCAUCUCGCCGUUCGCGGAGCUGUCACGGGCUCCGCAUCAUACGUGCCCACGAUUGUCAUGCACUACGGCUUCCAGUCGCUCUCUAGCUGGGAUCAGUACUACUCGGAGACGAGCACCUACCCGAGCGGCACGUGCAUGCAGGAUACGCACCAGUACCAGGCCUGGGUGCCACUGAACAACCUCACGCCCUCCGGCCACAUCAGCAAGGCCUGUGACCUCGCCAGCACGAUCGGCUCCACGUCGAGUAGCCGCCCCGUCAUUGUCGGCGAGUGGAGUCUGGCGACGAACUGCACCAAUUGCUCAUACGCCACUAUGGCUGACAACAUCAACUCGCUCAACAGCCCCACGUGGAAUAUCUUCGUGCGCCAAUUUUUCGAGGCACAGGUCAAUGCGUACGAGUCGGGCACCAACAAUGGCUGGAUCUUCUGGAGCUGGAAGACGUUCAGCAGGCGCGACUGGUCAUACAAGGAUGCCGCUCAGCAGGGAUCGAUCCCGUCGAACCCGACACAGAAAGCGUUUGUUCCCCCAUCGGGAUCGAGCUCAUGCGUCAGUUCUCAGCCCAACUACCCCCUCACCUUUGCCACCACGACCUAUCCGUCGUCGCGUGGCAGCAGCACUGGCGCUACGGCGGCAUCCGUCUCUUCCAACAGCACCAACUCUUCCACGGCCAUCACAUCUGAGACCUCCAGCAGGGAUAGCACAACAUCGUCCAUUGUCGUCAGCACCAGCACCAAUACCACCAACAGCACCGUUGAAGGUGCUGUGCGCUUCAGGCUUGCCGCGGUCUCGCCCGCGUCCUUCUCACCGGCCGCGCAGGUCGUUUCGGUUGCGCCCAUUACCGGCAAUCGUCUCAGACAAAAUGCCUUCCCCUUCUUGCACAAGCUCAUCUACUUUGCGGAGCUCGGUUACGGUCGCUUCAUUCUUUAA